Molecule: messenger RNA, 1571 nt
Organism: Ricinus communis (castor bean)
Lineage: Eukaryota; Viridiplantae; Streptophyta; Magnoliopsida; Malpighiales; Euphorbiaceae
Product: 7-deoxyloganetin glucosyltransferase
Exons: 2
Coding region: 31-1485 (484 amino acids)
Molecular function (GO): UDP-glycosyltransferase activity
Source: RefSeq, a predicted model, not a curated record
GAAUGGAGUUUGUAACUUCAAUACGCAGAAAUGGCCUCCAAGACAGUAGCCGAUAAGCCUCAUGCAGUUGUCAUCCCACUUCCAUUCCAGAGCCAUAUUAAAGCAAUGCUUAAAUUGGCAAAAGUUCUUUUCUUUAGAGGUUUUUAUAUUACGUUUGUCAAUACUGAGUUUAAUCACAAUCGUUUUCUCCGUGCCAGAGGCCACAAUUCUCUGGACGGUUUACCCGACUUCCAAUUCGAAACUAUUCCUGAUAGUGUUCCGCCUUCUGACCCUGAUGCCUACCAAGACAUAGCUUCAGUUUUUGACUCUGUCAGGAAGAAUUUCCUGCAGCCAUUUCUUGAACUUGUUGCCAAACUCAAUACAGCUUCUUCUUCCAGGAAUGUGCCUCCAGUUACUUGCAUCGUUGCAGACGGUUUCACGUCAACAUUCACUGUUACUGCUGCUCAAGAACUCGCACUUCCUCUUUUCUUGUUUUUCACUAUCUCUGCUGCCAGCUUCAUGGGAAUUAAGCAGUAUUCUGCUCUCAAGGUCAAGGGUAUCACUCCACUUAAAGAUGAAAGUCAAUUGGAAAAUGGCUAUCUGGACAGCAUUGUGGAGUGGAUUCCAGGAAUGAAAGGCGUUCGACUGAGGGAUCUCCCAAGCUUUUUUCAAACCACGGAUCCAAAUGAUAUUAUAUUCAAUUUCUGCAUGGAAAGUGCUGAGUUUGCUGCUAAGGCAACAGCAAUUGGUGUUCAUACAUUUGAUGCAUUGGAGACAGAUGUUUUGACCGCCCUUUCGUCUAUAUUUCCUCGUGUUUAUGCCAUCGGUCCACUCCAGUUGCAUCUCGAUCAAAUUCAAGAAAAAAGUCUAGACUCUGUUGGCUACAAUUUAUUGAAAGAACAAGCUGAGUGUCUCUCAUGGCUAAAAUCCUUCGGACCCAAGUCAGUUGUUUAUGUUAAUUUUGGAAGCACAACUCUUAUGACCCAAGAACAACUGAAUGAGUUUGGAAUGGGACUAGCUAAUAGCAAGCAUCCCUUCUUAUGGAUUAUUAGGCGGGAUUUGGUUAUCGGUGACUCGGCGAUUUUGCCACCGGAGUUCUAUAAAGACACUAAAGAAAGGAGUCUAAUUGCACAAUGGUGUUCACAAGAAGAAGUCCUUAAUCACCCAUCAAUCGGAGGAUUUCUGACGCAUAGUGGUUGGGGUUCAACAAUAGAGAGUUUGUCGGCAGGAGUGCCAAUGCUUUGUUGGCCUUUUUUUGCAGAUCAGCAAACAAACUGUAGGUACAGUUGCAAUGAAUGGAGUGUUGGCAUGGAGAUUGAUAAAAAUGUCAAGAGAGAUGAAGUUGAAAAGCUUGUCAGGGAACUGAUGGAGGGAGAGAGAGGAAAAGAAAUCAGGAACAAGGCCAUGGAAUGGAAAUAUUUAGCAGAAGAAGCUACUCGUCCAAAUGGUUCAUCAUCCAUGAAUUUGAACAAAUUGGUGAAGGAAGUUCUUUUAUCAAAAGAUUAGACAUCCUCUAAUCUAAUUCAUAUAUGCUGCAUCUUGUAAUGGAAAUGCUCUAUAUUGUAUUGGAAAUCAAGUCCAUCUUAGUGUUA